GCGCCGGGCCUUGCUGCGAGGCGUUUCCAAGCCGGGCCGGGCCCGGGCGGCUCCUUGGUGGUGAGAAGCGGCGUCGAGUCGGGCGGCGGCACCAUGAGCGUCGGCGGCUCGGACCGCAACGAGGAUUUCCACCAGCAGCUGCGGCUGCAGGAGCUCUACGAGCGGAAGGAGGGCGAGGGCGGCGACGAGCCCUUCACCUACACCGACCCCGCCGACGGCACCCAGUACGAGUGGGACCGCGACAAGAAGGCCUGGUUCCCCAAGAUCACCGAAGAUUUCUUGGCAACGUACCAUGCUAACUACGGCUUCCCCACCGAAGGCUCCGAUAUCUCGGCCUCCUCUGCAAAGACUGACUCGAAAGCCUCACCGGAUUCCAAGGCCGCCAAGGCUCGGCCGCCAGGAGAAGGCAGACCGUCACAGCAGCUGCUCCCGCCGGACCUUAAACAGAAAGGGGAAAAACGGAAAGCCGAAGCAGGAUGGUUUCACGUGGAAGAACAGAGAAAUACAAACGUUUAUGUCACAGGUUUACCGCCUGACAUCACGAAAGAUGAGUUUGUGGAAGUUAUGUCGAAAUGUGGCAUCGUUAUGCGCGAUCUUCACACAGAGGAACCCAAAAUUAAACUUUACAAAGACAAAGAAGGGAACCUUAAAGGCGACGGGCUCUGUUGUUACUUAAAGAGAGAAUCUGUUGAACUUGCGCUGAAAUUGCUGGAUGAGAAAGAAAUCCGUGGCUACAAAUUGCAUGUGGAAGUCGCCCAGUUCCAGCUUAAGGGCGAAUAUGAUGCCAGCAAGAAGAAAAAGAAAUGUAAAGAUUACAAAAAGAAACUCUCCCAGCAACAAAAACUGCUGGAUUGGCGGCCGGAGAAGAAGGAGGGGAGUGUGAGAUUGCGAUACGAGAGGGUUAUCAUCAUCAGAAACAUGUUUCAUCCCAAAGAUUUUGAGGAGGAUCCCUUAGUGCUAAAUGAAAUCCGGGAAGAUCUACGGACUGAAUGUGAAAAAUUCGGCCAAGUAAAGAAAGUCCUUAUAUUUGACAGGCAUCCUGAUGGGGUAGCAUCCGUGUCCUUCAAGGAUUCCGAAGAGGCUGACGUUUGCAUACAGGCACUGAACGGGCGGUGGUUUGGCGGGCGGCAGCUCUCGGUGGAAACGUGGGACGGUGUAACGGAUUAUCAGAUUGAAGAAACUUCCCGGGAAAGAGAAGAGAGACUCAAAGGGUGGCAAGAAUUUUUAGGGGAUCCCAAUCAAGAACUGCCUAAAAAGCCACCGGAUGCCAAUUCUUCAGAAAGCGGCCCUCAAGCGGCCAAGAGAGACCCCCCGUCUCAAGACAACGGGGCCGCCGAGGGAGCCGCUGAGGGAGCCGCCGAAGACGUCGCGGCGUCCACAGACAGCAGCGUGGCGGGCAGCGACGAUGAAGAAGAAGAAGCAGAGACUUAACGCUGCCUCGCCGCUGGUCCGAGAGCAUUUGCAGGCUCCCCUCGAGACCCCCCCUCUCCUCCUCCUCCUUCCCCGAUGCAAAAGUUGCGCAAGCUCCACUCCCAAUCAAUGAAUAUAAAUAAAUAUAUAUAUAUAUAUGUAUGUAUAUGCGUGCACGUUUCCUUGUUAGGAUAUCACCAGCGUGCUUUUGAGGUAUUGAAAAGCAGUAUUUAGUUUGUGUGUGUGUGUGUGUGUGUGUAUAUAUAUAUAUAUAUAUUCAUAUAUAUUCAUGUAUGGCUGCGACUGAAGCUGCGUAUGUGUCCUAAGUUGCCAAGAAUCCUGCUUAACUGACAGCCGUCUUAAAUCCCACCAUUGCUUGUCGGCGUUCAGAGCCCAUCCGCGGGCGAAGUAACGAACAACACCAUAAAUCUCUACAGACACCCCCCAGAUUUGAACGCUUUUCCCCUGUUUUUGCUCCGAUGCCAGCCAGUCAUAACCCUCCCUGUACGAUACCAAUUCUUGCCUGCAGUGGAUUUCACCAGCAUGGGCUUGGAAUAGCUGGUUUUCCUGAUAACUAAUUGAUUUAUUUUAUUUUUUUUAAAGUAGCAGAAUCAUUGACGACGUGUUCGCACUCCCCGCGGCCGGGGGGGGGGGAGGUUCGAAAGAUUAGGCUCCGAAGACGCUCCUCCGGCGUGCGUAAAAAAAAAACUUCCGUGUGACUCACAUCCUUUGUUCGUUAACAGAAGUUCGACGCCGGGGGGGAAGCUAGGUAAUAAAACGGGAGGGGGAACGGACGGACAGUGAAGGAGCUGAAUUCUGAUCUUUCGAUAAAUUUGCGUUUGGAUUAUUAACUCAUUGGAAACACGUGGGGGAGCGCAUUUGGAAGUGCGAUCCUUGCCUUGUUCCCGGUGCUUUAACUGUUCAACUGGAGUUGUGUUUCGAGCAUUUGUCGAGACCCCCGAGUGUACGAAGCCUGUAUUUUUUUAUACUGGAUUGAUUAUAGGAGAUAACUACGAAUAAAAUCGUUUUGAGAUUCA
Molecule: messenger RNA, 2447 nt
Organism: Thamnophis elegans (Western terrestrial garter snake)
Lineage: Eukaryota; Metazoa; Chordata; Lepidosauria; Squamata; Natricidae
Gene: HTATSF1
Product: HIV-1 Tat specific factor 1
Exons: 9
Coding region: 94-1431 (445 amino acids)
Biological process (GO): mRNA splicing, via spliceosome
Cellular component (GO): U2-type spliceosomal complex; U2 snRNP
Molecular function (GO): RNA binding
Source: RefSeq, a predicted model, not a curated record